AUGGCAAAUACGAUUCAAGGACUACUUGCUUCCAAGUCUGGCGACCAGUCAGUGCAGUAUAUCAGCACCGUGGACGCGUAUAACAAGUGGGCAGAGGUCUACGACACAGAUGGCAACUUCCUACAAACCCUCGACACGCUCCAGAUGCGCCAGAUUCUCCCUAUGUUCCUUGCUCUGGCAGCAGCUCGAACCCAACAAGAACAAGCACAACCCAUCAAACUGGUCGAUCUAGGCUGCGGGACAGGCCGAAAUACACUGCAGCUCGUAGCCCAUGCGCCUCGACCGGCUCAUAUCAUCGGGUUGGAUGCCUCGCCGGGGAUGUUGAACGUGGCCCGCUCGGUGAUCAGGCAUGCCCUCCCAUCAGAAGAAGAUGGCAAUAGCGAUCUUCUUCAAUCGUGUACCGUCGACUUUGAAGUGCUAGAUCUUCUGCAAACGCCCCUCACACCGCCGCCCUCCAGCCUACACGCCGCCGGGGUGAUUUCGACGCUGGUCCUCGAGCAUAUCCCCGCCAGGACGUUCUUCGAGGGGGCAGCCGCCUUGCUCCGUCCUGGUGGGUUCCUGCUCGUCACCAACAUGCACGCGGAAAUGGGGUCGAUCAGCCAGGCUGGGUUUGUAGACCCGGAGACGGGCACCAAGAUCCGCCCAACGAGUUACCGAUACACGGUGCAGGAUGUGCUGCAGGUGGCGGAGGAGUGUGGGUUCCAGCUGGAACGGCUGGGCGGGCAGACCGUCAGAGAAGUGGAAGUCGAUGCCGGGUUGGCGGAGGUGCUGGGCAAGAGGGCCCAGAAGUGGAUCGGAGUGAAGGUGUGGUUUGGGGGGUGUUUUAGUAGGAAGCAGUGA
Penicilliopsis zonata CBS 506.65 is the source of this 840-nucleotide messenger RNA. RefSeq lists its product as hypothetical. The transcript is spliced from 2 exons. The coding region runs from base 1 to 840 and encodes 279 amino acids. Lineage: Eukaryota; Fungi; Ascomycota; Eurotiomycetes; Eurotiales; Aspergillaceae. The record is from RefSeq and is a predicted model, not a curated record.